AUGAAUAUGGCAGCUGUGACACAGCAAGAAGCAGAACUCCAUUCACAUGAUGUUCUCUAUAUGAUACCCAGCACCAAAUAUCAAUUUGAAAGGGAUGGUGAAAAGACGCUCUUACAAGACUAUAUGGGAGAUGACAUGCCAGCGAAUACCAAUCAAAUCAAUGGCAACGAUAUGCUGUCCUCUAGCCCACCUGCACUGACUCAGUUCCUUGGUAAGCAUGUGCCAGUUCAAUUGUACGACAACCCACCCCCAGCACUAUCCAUAACCAAUGUACCAUCUUCAACAAGAUCCACUGGUAGAUCUCGCUCGCUAUCCACCAAAAAAUCAUCUCUGCGCAAGUCUUUUUUUCACAAGGUCAAGUCCUUCUUUUUGUAUUCCAACAAGAGUUGA
Messenger RNA from Mucor velutinosus, 390 nucleotides. RefSeq lists its product as uncharacterized. The record is from RefSeq and is a predicted model, not a curated record. Bases 1 to 390 code for a protein of 129 amino acids. Lineage: Eukaryota; Fungi; Mucoromycota; Mucoromycetes; Mucorales; Mucoraceae. The transcript has a single exon.